Molecule: messenger RNA, 744 nt
Organism: Vicia faba (fava bean)
Lineage: Eukaryota; Viridiplantae; Streptophyta; Magnoliopsida; Fabales; Fabaceae
Source: the annotation of a GenBank genome assembly
AUGAAAUUCACAUUAACAAAACCAUUCAUUCUUCGUUGUUUUCUCAUCUCUCUUUUUCUCUCCCUCCCUUUUCUCUUCCUCCAUCUCUUCUCUCCCCAACCACCAAUAACCACCACCACCACCACCGCCACCACCGGCCUAAAAAUCCGACCCGGUUACACAUCCUACGAAACCUACAUACAACGCCAACUCAACAAGACUCUCAACCCCAAACUCCGUAAAAUAUGGACAACCCGCGACUGGAACCGCAAGAUCCCAGUUUUCGCCAAAUUCUUCCAACAACUCAAAACCAACAACCUCCUCCAACAAACAUCCAAAGCCUUAUGCAUUGGCGCUCGCGUUGGACAAGAGGUUGAAGCUCUACGAAGAAUCGGCGUCGUUGAUUCCAUCGGAAUGGACCUCGUUCCGUAUCCACCGUUGGUCGUCAAAGGCGACUUCCAUAACCAACCCUUCGAUAACGACACGUUCGAUUUCGAAUUCUCUAACGUCUUUGAUCACGCGCUUUACCCGCACAAAUUCGUUGCUGAGAUUGAACGGACGCUGAAGCCUAACGGCGUUUGUGUCUUGCACGUGGCGUUAACGCGGCGCGCCGAUAAAUAUUCAGCUAACGAUCUUUACAGUGUUGAGCCUCUUGUUGAGCUUUUCAAGAAUUCUCUAUUGGUUCAUGUUGUUCGUGUUGAUGGGUUUGGAUUGGACACUGAAGUUGCGUUUCGUAAGAAACCACCCAAUCGUCACAAAUUGUAA